Messenger RNA from Batrachochytrium dendrobatidis JAM81, 1263 nucleotides. RefSeq lists its product as uncharacterized. Lineage: Eukaryota; Fungi; Chytridiomycota; Chytridiomycetes; Rhizophydiales. The record is from RefSeq and is a predicted model, not a curated record. The annotation marks the transcript as partial. The transcript has 5 exons.
UCCAAUAUGCAUCUCAGAUCUGCACUGCGACUUCGGCAGCUUUUUCGAUCGAAUGGAGGAGUGUAUGUCAAACUAGGUCAGCAUAUUUCAGCUUUAGUCUAUCUGCUUCCCAAGGAAUAUACUGAAACCAUGAAGGAACUCCAGGACAAAUGUGACCCAUCAACAUGGAAAGAAGUUGAUGAUCUAUUACAAAGCGAGAUGGAUGAACAGACAAUGAGUAUCUUUGAUUCAAUUGAUCAUUCUCCAGUUGGCGUUGCCUCGUUGGCUCAAGUACAUCAAGCUACACUGCAACAAGAAGCACUUAUUCGAAAAGCUGCCAUCAAAGUUCAGCAUCCAUCGAUAGAGAAAUUCGCAGAGGUAGAUAUUCGUACUUGCAUAUUUGGAGUAACUGUAUUGGAGUAUUUCUUUCCACAAUUUCAACUCGGAUGGCUUGCCAGGGAACUUGAGCGGAGUCUGAAGCUUGAGCUUGAUUUUCGACUCGAAGCAAAUAAUUGCAAUCGAAUCCGAAACAUGUUUUUAAAUUCAGGACUGAUCAGCGUACCCAAAGUUAUAUGGGUUUCAAAACGAGUGCUUGUUAUGGAAUAUAUCGAUGGAGCUAAAAUCGACGAUAAAGAGUAUAUGAAGAAACACAAUAUUCAUCCCGAAGCAGUAACACAAGAUCUGUCUCGAGCCUUUUUUGAAAUGAUGUUUUAUCAUGGGUUUGUACAUUGUGACCCACAUCCUGGAAACGUGUUUAUUCGAGCUUGUAAAGAUCGAUUACCCUGGUACCGAUUUCUUGUUGGUAGUAAACCACGGAAUUACCAGAUUGUAUUGUUGGAUCAUGGAUUGUAUCAAUCAUUAAGCAAGCAGUUUCGACUGGACUAUGCACAUUUUUGGACAGCUUUGAUAAACGGGUGUGAAGCUGAUAUUGAAACGUAUUUUGAACGCCUAGUGAAUACAAACUUAUCCAGUAUUGAAGCCGAUCAACCCAAUCAACAAAAGCGUGCUUAUGGUCUUGCACGCUCAAGAUCGGUAUCGGAAAUCAAACAAAUACAACAUAAUGCACAAUCAGCACAUUUCCUGGCUAUAAUUACAGAUAUUCUUGGACAACUCUCACCACAGCUCUUGUUUGUACUCAAGACGCAGGAUAUUCUACGAUCUAUUGACAAGCGGCUAGAAGUUUCACAUGGAUCGCAUCAUGUUGCACGUAUGGUGGCUAUUGUUGGCGAAUACUGUGCUGAAGUAAUACGAAAUGAUGACAUUGAGCGAUUGAAAAGUACGCGG